GGCGAAAAGGAAGAAAGGGAUAGAGAUAAAGAUAGAGAUAGAGAAAGGGACAAGGAGAAGGAUAAAGAGAAAGUUAAAGAAAAGGAAAGGGAGAAGGAGAAGGAGCGAGACCGCGAGAAGGAACGAGACAGAGAAAGAGAACGCGAUAGAGAGAAAGAGAAGGACAAGGACAAGGAUCGAGAAGAGCGAGAGAAAAAGGAGAAGGGUAAGGAGCGGUGCAAGGAUAAGGAAAAGCGAAAGGAGCGUGACAAAGAUCGUGAAGCUGCUUUGACUAAAACGAGCCCUCUGUCUGUUACGGCUGCUCAAACAAAGUCGCGAUUGGACACUGACCAUAAGCCUUCCCAACUGCCUCCUUCACCCAGUUAUGAAGAAGUUAUCAAAGAUUUGCGUGCCCAAUUAAAGCGAUCUCAAGAGGCACAGAAGGAAAUGUCGGUACUAUUAAAUAUGUAUAAAGUGAUACCUAAGGACCAGCGUGACAAGGCAGCUCUUCUUCAAGCUGAGGCGAAAUUACGUUCGGAGUUGAAUGAGGCACGAAAUGAGAUCGUUCGACUCCAGACUCAAGUGGCUGACCUUCAACAUCAGCGUAGAGAGCGUGAUAAGGAGCGUGAGCGUGAAGAGAAAGAUCGGGAGCGUGAACGAGAAAGGGAGAGAGAAAGAGAGAAAGAGAGAGAACGUGAAAAAGAGAAAGAUAAGGAGAUUGAGCGAGAUAGAGACAAGCAUUCUUCCGUUGCCCGAAGGCCUUCAUCCUCCUCACAAGCAUCACCGCAUUUAGCCUGCUCACUGAAUUCUAUUAGCGGCGUGGACGGUCGAUCACCCCUCACCAUAGACGAGUCCAGACUACAAACAUCAUCAGUUCCCGUCCAUCUUGAUGUAAGCAACUCUAAUUUCAAAACCCUGUGGCUGUGA
Molecule: messenger RNA, 906 nt
Organism: Protopolystoma xenopodis
Lineage: Eukaryota; Metazoa; Platyhelminthes; Monogenea; Polystomatidea; Polystomatidae
Source: the annotation of a GenBank genome assembly